This is a messenger RNA of Recurvomyces mirabilis, 1950 nucleotides long. RefSeq lists its product as uncharacterized. The record is from RefSeq and is a predicted model, not a curated record. Gene Ontology annotation, molecular function: diphthine-ammonia ligase activity. Gene Ontology annotation, biological process: protein histidyl modification to diphthamide. NCBI's taxonomy places the organism in Eukaryota, Fungi, Ascomycota, Dothideomycetes, Mycosphaerellales, Teratosphaeriaceae. The transcript has a single exon. Bases 1 to 1950 code for a protein of 649 amino acids.
AUGGCUCUGAAGGUGGUCGCCCUGAUAUCUGGUGGCAAGGACUCCCUGUUCUCAAUCUUACACUGCACCGCAAAUGGUCAUGAGGUCGUGGCAUUGGCAAACUUGUAUCCGCCAUCACGGGCUGGCGCCAAUGAUAGUGAGGACAUCGACAGCUUUAUGUAUCAGACUAUCGGCCAUGCAAUCAUCCCAUUGUACGAACAGGCCCUCGGCCUUCCAUUGUUUCGCCAGGAGAUCACCGGUAGAGCGAUCGAUCAGGCGAAAGCGUACGGUACAACUCGCGGCGCAGGAACAAUCGAUUUUGAUGAGACGGAGGACCUCGUUCCGCUACUGCUCAGGGUCAAAAGAGCCCAUCCAGAGGUGAACGCCGUCAGUACUGGGGCCAUAAUGUCGGACUACCAACGUACCAGAGUCGAGUCAGUGGCUUUGCGGCUUGGCUUCACACCGCUGUCAUAUCUGUGGCAGUGGCCGCGACUGCCACCAGGCACCCAAGCUUCUCUCCUUGAGGACAUGGCAGCUGUAGGGCAAGAUUCGCGUAUCAUCAAGGCAGCUUCUGGCGGGCUGGACGAAAGCUUUCUUUGGUCCAAUGUAGCUGCACCGACCACUGUAGCCCGACUCACUCGGGCGUCGGAGAGAUUUGGCGCGCCUGACGACGGUGCGAUACUCGGCGAAGGCGGUGAGUAUGAGACUCUUGCUGUUGCAGGACCCAAGCCUUUGUGGAAGGCAUAUGUCCAGGUGAACGAUACACAUCGCUUUGUGCUACCAGGCGAAGCUGACAGCUCGAGUCUUCGUUUGCAUGCGCCCGUUCUGGCUGAACCUCCGGAUGAUCAGGGCGACUCGGCAAACCUGAGAAUCCCGGCUCUACUUGAUGUUAACUUCACCCGUGUGUUGUCGGACCUGCUAACUGACGAUGCGAAUGAUAACUUGACUGCAAAAAUCCAACCCAUUCGUCUCUUUGCGUCGACUGAUGAUCAGAAUCAUAUCGAUACACGCGAGACCUCAUACUAUGCACUCACGGGUUCAGGAUCUGAUGCCGCUACGCAGACGGCGUCGAUCGUGGACGCGCUUUUGACACAUCUCCCGCAAAAUGCCCAGCAUGCCUCGACGGCCAGUAUUGUGUACACCUCAAUCAUACUGCAGGAUAUGGCAGACUUUGCAGCCGUAAACAAGGUCUAUGGCAGCUACUUCACUGAACCCAUCCCUCCAGCGCGUGCCACCAUAGCUUGUGCGAGUGUGAUGCCGUCAGAUGCCAAGGUCAUGUUGGGUGUGACGAUCUGCUCGGAGGAGGCUCUAGCAUACAAGGAUGGCCUUCACGUCCAGUCGAGAUCCUACUGGGCACCAGCCAACAUAGGUCCGUACUCGCAGGCCACCACGUUACCUUGCGAGGACCCGAGCUGCUCUGGUAAUCUGGUCUACGUCGCAGGACAGAUCCCACUCGAGCCCGCCUCAAUGGCAUUACGAUACGAUAGACUCUCCGACACAAGGACGAGGUUCGCAGAACAAACAGUUCUGUCCUUACAACAUAUGAAGCGUAUCGGCGACGUCAUGAAGGUGGCUGCAUGGUCAGCCGUACUCGUGUUCGUUGCUACUCCACCCGAGGAGGACCCAGAGUUACUUGCUGCUCUGGCCGUCCGUGCUUGGACGGCAUACCACCGGCCAGUGGACCAAGCCACGGAUGAAGAUAACGAAGACGAGGAGUUCGAUGUUUGGCAUGCAACGCAAAAUCGAGGCCAAAUACCGCGGCCGUCGCAGGCCAUGAUGAGCGGUCGGGAUGCUACACCAUUGCCUCUUCCACCGAUGUGGGUCGUUCACGUCGAUGCGCUGCCAAGGGGCGCACAUAUCGAGUGGGUUGGAUAUGGGAGGACCACACGUCAGCAGGAGCGCAUGGUGAUUCCACAUCUCGACUACUUGUUGCGCUGCUUUCAGCAACACAUCAUAUGGGCUUCUGACUGA